CAGGGCCGGACUGACCAUUUGGAAACUCGGGCACUGCCUGAGGGCCUGGGGUCAGUAGGGGGCCCCAUGAGAUUCCCCGGUACCUUUUUUCAUAGGCUUUUUUGAGUUUGGGCAAGGACAUGGGCCCAUGAUCCCCUAUUGCCCGGGGGCCCCAUGAGUUGUCAGUCCGCCCCUGGCUGGCAAUAUUGUGGUAUAUGAGAGGGUGACUCUCCCUAACUAGGACACAGACAGCAGUAAAAACCUAACAAGUG
This is a messenger RNA of Staurois parvus, 251 nucleotides long. The record is from the annotation of a GenBank genome assembly. Lineage: Eukaryota; Metazoa; Chordata; Amphibia; Anura; Ranidae.